Messenger RNA from Aspergillus tanneri, 363 nucleotides. RefSeq lists its product as uncharacterized. The record is from RefSeq and is a predicted model, not a curated record. Gene Ontology annotation, molecular function: oxidoreductase activity. The transcript is spliced from 3 exons. The coding region runs from base 1 to 363 and encodes 120 amino acids. NCBI's taxonomy places the organism in Eukaryota, Fungi, Ascomycota, Eurotiomycetes, Eurotiales, Aspergillaceae.
AUGCAGAUCUGGAUCAAGGGCAUUCUGACCGCUGAGGAUGUCCUUCUCGCUCGUCAGUACGGCUGCGACGAAUGCAUCCGGGCAGUAGGAGGACAGAUCAGAGUCCAUAUCAAUGGGGGGAUCCGUACGCGCAUCGAUAUCUUCAAGGCAUUGCAUUGUGGGCGGAAGGCUGUUGGAUUGGACGGCCGACACUUUGGGGAUUGGCAGUAUUGCGACGAUGAAAAGGGAGUCAGUCGUGUGCUGGACAUCCUCUACGGCGAGCUCAAGCGCUGCAUACAGUUAACCGGAUGUGGCACUUUGGCCGACAUCUCGAUGGCGUCGAUUGGGGUGUUCAAGCCAGAUGGUCCGUUGGCGCGUCUCUAG